AUGAAGUUCUCUUGGGUCACAGCCCUUUUGCUGCUGGGCUCACAAGGAGUCACCUCUCUCUCUAUCCCCUCUGCCAAUACCGAUCUGAUCGAACACGGCCUACUGGACACACCUUCAAGUUCCCACCAAGUCUCUGAUCUUGAGAAACGACGAGGCGGUGGUGGUGGAAGGGGAGGCGGUGGCGGUUCCAGCGGAGGAAGCAGUGGAGGUCGAUCGGGCAGUUCGAGCGGUGGCUCCAGCGGCUCUUCAUCGGGCAGUCGAGGAGGUUCUGCGAGCGGCGGUUCUCGGGCAAGUCCAUCGUACGGCGGUGGAAGAUAUUACGCGGGAGGAGCCACAAAACCCUACUCAGCCGGCGCUGCAUCGCCCGGGUCAAGAAUCUCCCCGGCUUUCUUGCCUCUCGGGGCUUUGGCCAUCUUCCCUGGAAUCUGGCUCGCGGGCGCCUAUGCCUAUUCAUACCCUCACCCCUACUACUACAAUCACAACGGCCGCAACGACUCCCUGCCAGUGGAGUGUCUUUGCGAGAAGAAUCGCGAGUGUGGCUGCGACGACAAUAAUAAUCAGACCUACUAUCAAGAUCUGUUCAACGGCACGGAGCCCAAGAAUGGCAGCAAUGUGCGAGUCGCCGAUGUAAAUGGCACCAAGACCGUCUUGAUCAACGGUACCGUGCCCUAUGGAACGACCUCGGGGGCGAACCCAGGACCAAUGGUCGGUCUCAUCAACGCCAGUGGAUACUGGGUAACCGUGGCUGUUGUGAUUGCAGCAGUGUGGACAUUCUAA
Penicillium diatomitis is the source of this 777-nucleotide messenger RNA. RefSeq lists its product as uncharacterized. NCBI's taxonomy places the organism in Eukaryota, Fungi, Ascomycota, Eurotiomycetes, Eurotiales, Aspergillaceae. The coding region runs from base 1 to 777 and encodes 258 amino acids. The transcript is spliced from 2 exons. The record is from RefSeq and is a predicted model, not a curated record.